AAAAGAAGAUGACAUUUAGAGCACAAAAAGAGGAAAGAGAGAGAUAAGGAGAAGAAGAGGGAGAGAAGGGCAGAGAGAAAAAAAGCUAAAAUCUUUCAAGUCUGAGACUGACAGAUUGUUUCAACACCAGAUCUUUGAAAAAAGCUAUUUAAAUCGGAUUCUCGCCGGAGAUAGUCACCGCACCGCUGUUUUCCGGUGUACUAUGGUUGAUUUGAGACGAUUCACUGAUGAGUGAUGCGAUUGCUGGUGUUUCUGUUUCAACUGAUUUGUUAUUAAGUAAUUUACAGAGAUGGAUAGAACCAGAGAAGCCAGGAGAGCCACUAUGGCUGCCGUUGCAUCCACCACACACGGCCUUUCUCGGCGGCGGCAUAGAAGUAGCUCUAUUAGAGACUCACCAGAGGAUGAUGGGCCGGUGGAGUUACAAGAAACGACGCGUUUAAGGGAUCGAAAGAAGGAUAGAGAUCGAGAAAGGGAACGGGAACGGGAUAGAGAGCGAGAUAUGGAACGGGAAAGAGAAAGAGAAAGAGAUCGCUUGAGUAGAGCGAGUAAGAGAAGAAGAGGGGAUAGUUUGAUAAGUAACAGAGAAGAUGGAGCUGAUGAAAGUUCCGAAGAAAGUGUAAACGAUGAUGAAGACGAUGACGAGUUAGAAGGCGGGGGAACCAUCGCUGGUGGAGGUUCUGUUCGGAUGAUUCCGCCAAACAACGUCGCCGGGUCUCUGUCCAUUCACCAUCAACAGCAACAUCAGCACCGGAAGAGUUUUCCGGUACCGGUGAAAGUUAUUAGAACGACAGGCCCUUCUAUGACUACCACAACAACUACCACGUCUACAUGGAAGGCUGCCGAUGAGAUGAUUGGCGUGUCGGUUCCUAGAAAAGCUCGGUCAGCUUCUACUAAAAGGUUUCAUGAAUGGGCAUCAAGUGGCGGUGGUGCUGUUGGUGUAGUAGGUGGAGAACAUAUUCACCGUCAAGCUUCAACUUCGCCGGUGAGAACAGGUGUAGCUGCGAUGCUAACAUCACCGUCGCUGGCUCCUGCUUCUCCAUCUUCUUCCAAUGUUUCUGCGAGGAAGAAGAUUAAGCCUAACGGGGCAAAGCAAAGGUCACUUAAAUUGUCGUCGAAAUCCUCAUCUUCAGCUCAAGAAGAGAUUGAGAUGGAGAUUGCCGAGGUUUUAUAUGGUUUGAUGAGGCAGCCACAAGUCCCAUUGAAGCAAGAUAUAAAUGGGAAUGAUUCAAGAGAAGUGAAUAAACUCAGUAAUGAUUCUAAAUCAAGAGUUUCUUCACCUAUCUCUAACUCCACAUCAACCAUUCGUCAACCGUCUUCCAUUUUACAUUCAAAUUCCAACUCUUCCGCUAUUCCAAUGUCUGCAAUUGCUCCAAAGAGGAAAAGACCAAGACCAGUGAAGUACGAAGAUGAAACUACGCCGAUAGCACCGUCUCCUUCUAUUUUCCCUAUUAUGAACAAUUCUGUUUCUUCUACUACAACUAAGGUUGAAAUUGAUCAACCUACUAAAAUUGAAGCUACAUCUCCCCAUUUUGAGAAGAACUCUGGAUCCAUGGCUGAAAAUUUGAUGAAUUCUUCUCAAGUCGUACCGGUUUCAUCAGAGCUGGAUCAGGCUGAACCAAUGAAGGACGUGAAGAUCAGUUUGGUACCAGAUUCUAAGCCUUUGACUGAAGAAUCUGAGAGUAGAGAUCUGGGUAUCUGUAAAAAAGAGGGGUCUCAAUCUCCUAUGAAGGGAACUUCGUCUCCUGCUAAUAAUAAUCCUUCUUCCACUGGUCUCCGGUUGGAUGAUGAGCUUGAUGAUGUGACUGUGACAAAAGCGAAUUCAACAGUUUAUGAGAUUGAGAGUCAGCGGGAAGAGAAAUUUCAGAUUGAUCUGAUGGCUCUUCCUUCAUCUAGAUCAUCACCAGAAAGGGACGAUGAGAUUGAUUUUGGGGCUUCAGAUCCUAAACCAAUGACCAGAGAUAUGGAAUUAGAAAUGAAGUCUACAGUUAGGAAAGAUGAUAAAAGAGUGAAAGUCGGGAAGGAAGAUACCUUCAUUGAAGCUGAUGAUUGUAAGAAGCCCAAACUGAUUGCUGAAGAUGCCGAAUCAACUAAUCCAGUUCUAAAUAAUGAAAGUAAUAUUAAUCUUCAGCAUGAUUUGAAGAAACCUGAUAGAGAUAGUGGCACAGGUAGUGUCUGUGCGAACAAGUUCAAUCACCAUGCUCAAAAGCUGCAGCAUCAACAGCCUGAUAUUGAGAAAUCUGCACAAUCUAGUGUACCUUUGCCGAUGUCAUUGGCUAGCUGGCCUGGUGGACUUCCUCCAAUGGGAUACAUGCCACCUCAACAAGGUGUUGUAUCCAUGGACGGGAAUGCUGUAUCUUCAGCAUCUAUUCAGCCUCCGCAUUUGCAUUUUAAUCAACCAAGGCCAAAGAGAUGUGCAACCCAUUGCUACAUUGCCCGUAAUGUACACUAUCACCAGCAAUUCAUGAAGAUGAAUCCUUUCUGGUCAGCAGCAUCUGGAUCAGCUUCACUCUAUGGACCACAGACAAAUCUAAAUAUUGUGCCCCCUUCAGAAAUGAAUGGGAACAUUCCUGGGAGAGCUGUGAACUCUGUACAGGACAAGGGGCAGAGUCUUGCAAUAUUCCCUGGUCAUGUUGGUAAAGAUAAAAGUUUGCAGGCUGCUACCAAUACCGUCGAUGCUGCACAGAGAAAGCAAAUACUGCUCCAGCCAGCUCUACCCCCUGGGUCCCCCAGUAAUAUUCUGCAUGGCCCUGCUUUUAUUUUCCCAUUGAGCCAACAACAAGCUGCUGCUGCUGCAUCUGUCCGACCCACGUCUGUGAAAUCUCCUGGUGCUAGCAGCACAACUUUUAGUACAUCUAAUUCUGCCUCAGUGAGUACCACCCCAGCUGGUGCAACUGCAGCCCCGGCAAUGAGCUUCAACUAUGCAAAUAUGCCAGGCAACGAAACCCAGUACUUGGCGAUUCUGCAUAAUAAUGCAUAUCCGUUUCCAUUUCCUGCACAUGUUGGGGCACCGGCCGGAUAUCGAGGGAAUCAUGCACAGCCUAUACCUUUUAUUCCCGGAUCUUUCUAUUCUUCCCAAAUGCUUCACCAGGCACAAAUUCAGCAGCAGCAGCAACAACAACAACAACAGCCAAUCCAGUUACAGCAAAGCCAACAAGGUCAUCAGAACCCUAGCAUGUCCAGUGGUGCAUCCUCCUCCCAGAAGCAUUUGCAGAGGCCUCAUGGGAGUGUGGUGGGUAGUGGCAGUGGAAACUUGCAAGUUUUUCCUACCCCAAAAAAUCAGUCACCUCAUCUCCCAAAGCUUCAGCAACGGCAGCUACAGCCAAGUCAGCAUGCUUCCCACCAAGCUUGGCACCUUGAGGGUGAAUUAGGUGGCAAAGAAAGCCCAUCCACUGCCAAUAGCAGAGUAUCUGGUGCUAAGAUGAAUAUUUAUGGUCAAAAUUUUGCCAUGCCCUUGCAAUCUCCAAACUUCACUUUGAUGACUGCUGCGUCAUUGGGUGGUUCCACCAGUUCUGGUGGUAACCAUGGCGAAAAGAAGCAACAUACCCAACAGCUGGGUUCGAAGCCUGGAGUUGAGCCUCUUACAUCUCAAUCUUUUGCCAUGCCAUUUGCCUCCAUUAAUGGUACUACUGCUCCUGGCCUUGAUAUUUCUUCCUUUGCACGAGAUCAGGCAAUUCUUCAAAGCCUUCCAGAGAGUACAAGGCAAGGCUAUCAACAGAUCAUGGCAGUAGCUGCCCAUACAGCACAACAGAUGAAGAAUUAUCAUGCUUCUGAAGAAGGGAGUCAUGGAACUAAUAAUGCAUGUAGUGCUGAAGAAGGGAGGAACGCAAUAGCAGGAAAGAUUUCAGCUACUGCUGGGCAGUCCAUUGCCUUAUCCAGGCCGGAUCUUCCUGAUUCGUCUGUUUCCACUCUUCCAGGCAACAAUGUUAUUGAUAGUUCUGCCCGUACAAUUAAUCUUGGCUCUGCUUCUGCCAGAACUUCAGGUUCUGUUAUGCCAGCUUCGAUUAGUGGUGUAAAUUCUCCUAAUGCUCAGCAGCAACUUCAGCGGAAUCAACAGCAGCAGCAGCAGCAAAUGCUUCAGCUUCAGAAGUCGCACCAAUUUGGGACCGCUGCUGCUUCUCAAAGUAAGCUGCCGGCAACAAGUAGUGGAAGUGCUUAUUCUGAUCACCUCCCUUCAUCUUCCAUGGCUGCCAAAUUUCCAAGUGCUCUGUCCGCUUUUCCUCAAAAUAUAGCACAAACAAGCAGCAGUCCGGCUCAAUCUUCUCAGUGGAAGAAUUCUGCAAGAACAACUGCUUCUCAAGUAUCUCCAUCGCUAUCUUCUUCAACUUCACCAACCCUUAAAAAUAUUUCCAAGCAACAAGCCCGGUCACAACAAUGCCACACACAGAUUUCUUUUGCAGCUAAUCCUAAAUCGACACAAAGUCAACAGCCUCCCAAUAGCAAUCCAUCCCCCUCCCCUCUGAUGAUGGUUGGCUCUCCCACAACUUCAAUAUCCAGGAGUGCUGGUGGUAGCCCCAAGACAACAGGUUCCGCUUCUACCGCCAACAAAGCUGGUCAAGCACCUAGUUUAUCAUCUCAGCAGACCAAGAACUCGCCAUCAGUGCCUAGUCAGAUGUCAUCUCCUGUUGGUGGGAGGAGUGUGCCUUCGGUCCUGGGAAAUUCCCACAUAAGUUCAUCGUCAAAUACGGGUACCAAACCCCAGGUGGUGCUACAGAAACAUCAGCAUCAAAAGCAUGCAAUGCAUCCUGCGCAGCUGUUCUUCUCAAAUGCUUACAUGCAGCAGGCCCAAGCUCAACACUCCGCAAGUACAACAGCUCCAAGUGGGUACUUCAUUCAAAGACACCGUAAUGAGCAACUGCAAGCACAGCCUCCGGGAUCAUCAACAAAUUCAACGUCCAUGUUGUCGUUAUGUUCUCCAGUUACUCUUGCUAACACCGGUACCACUGAUCCUGCAAAGGCAGCAGCAGCUGCAGGCAAUAUGAAGGGAGUUGCCACUGGCAUAACACCCCAGGGACUUAUCCAUGCUGCUCAAUUUGCUACUAAGUCAUCUGGGAAGCCAUAUCAGCUUGUUCCAGGUUUGCCGUAUGUCCAUGCCGUUCCCGGUGCUGUUCAGGUGAAACCGGCAGAGCAGAAACAACCUGCGGGUGAGUAGGAUUGCACCCCUUUGUGCUUCGUAUCUCUAUCACGUACCGUACAGGAAAAAAGAAAAAGAUACAGCAGUGGAGGUUUUUGUAUUGCUGCUGCUUGUUAAUUGUGGUGGUAAAAAAAUGUUUUUGUAGGGGGGAAAUAGGAGGGCAACACCUACUUUCCCAUCUAUUGUGGGGAGUAAUGGAGGCUCGUUUCCUUGUUUAAUUUUUAUUUCUCAUUUGGGAUUUUUGAAAUUUCCAGAAUAGACGAGUAGACAAAUAUUUUGACAUGAACAUAUAUGCAACUGAAGGAUGUAUGUGUAUAUGUAUAUGUGUUGCACAUGCCAUUUGAGAGUAAUUCUCUCCAUUUUUUC
Hibiscus syriacus is the source of this 5497-nucleotide messenger RNA. Its product is annotated as protein TIME FOR COFFEE-like. Bases 290 to 5149 code for a protein of 1619 amino acids. Gene Ontology annotation, cellular component: nucleus. The record is from RefSeq and is a predicted model, not a curated record. Gene Ontology annotation, biological process: regulation of circadian rhythm. Lineage: Eukaryota; Viridiplantae; Streptophyta; Magnoliopsida; Malvales; Malvaceae. The transcript has 12 exons.